CUUCCGACCGGAAGCGAGGCCCGGCGGCGAUGUGGUGGCAGGGGCGCGCGGCGGGGCCCCCGGUGGCCCCUCUCUUCCUCCGGCCGCGGGGGCUCGGGGCGCCGGACGGGCCCGCGCGGCUCUCCCCCGCCCGGGCGGCGCUGCACCGGGCGGCGCGGCUGCGCGGGCUGAGCGCGGAGGAGGUGCGCAGAGCCCGGGAGGCCCGGCCGCGGAAGGGUGCGGGGGCGGCCAAGGCCGGGGCCCAGCUGAGCGAGCGGGCCCAGGAGCGGAAGGUGCCUGUCACGCGCGUCGGGCGGCUGGCCGCCUUCGGAGGGCUGGCCGUGGGCCUGGGCUUCGGGGCCCUGGUCGAAGCGGCGAGGAGCUCCCUCCGCGGGGACCGAAGCGCCGCCGAGAGCAGCCUUUCGGCAGCCAACGCGGAGCGGAUCGCCGACACUCUCUGCCGGCUGCGAGGGGCAGCGCUCAAGAUCGGCCAGAUGUUAAGCAUCCAAGACAACUACUUCCUCAGCCCCCAGCUGCAGCAGAUCUUUGAGCGUGUCCGGCAGAGUGCAGAUUUCAUGCCACCCUCGCAGAUGAUGGGGGUGCUGUCCGAAGAACUGGGCACCGACUGGCGUGAGCGGGUGGCCUCCUUCGACGAACAGCCUUUUGCAGCUGCCUCUGUGGGGCAGGUGCACCUUGGGGUGCUGAAGGAUGGGACGGAGGUGGCAAUGAAGAUCCAGUAUCCUGGCAUUGCCCAGAGCAUCCGGAGCGACGUAGACAACCUUUUGUCGGUACUCAGGAUGAGCACAAUGUUUCCGGCAGGCCUGUUUGCAGACAACACCCUGCAGGUCCUUCAGAAGGAGCUGGAGAGGGAGUGCGACUACGAGCGGGAAGCCAGCAGCACCAAGAGGUUCAGGCGGCUUCUGGAAGGCGACCCUUUCUUUGAGGUGCCGGAGGUGGUGGACGAGCUGUCCACCCGGCGAGUGCUGUCCAUGGAGCUGGUGGGGGGCGUCCCACUGGACCAGUGCCAGGAAUUGGACCAGGAGGCUCGCAACGAGAUCUGCUCGCAGAUCCUCCGUCUCUGCCUCCGUGAGCUCUUCGAAUUCCGGUUCAUGCAGACGGACCCAAACUGGGCUAACUUCUUCUAUGACGCUGAGAGACACAAAGUCACCCUGCUGGACUUUGGAGCGAGCCGGGAUUUUUGCAAGGAGUUCACUGACCUCUACAUUGAGGUGGUGAGAGCCGCGGCCGAUGGCGACAGGGAGAAAGUACUUCGGAAAUCCAAGGACCUGGGAUUCCUGACCGGAUUCGAAAGCAAGGUCUUUGAGGAGGCCCACGUGGAGGCAGUGAUGCUCCUGGGCAAGGUCUUCUCCGCCCCGGGGCCCUUUGACUUCAGCACCCAGGACACGACCCGCUGCGUCCAGGACCUGAUCCCCGUGAUGCUGAAGCACCGCCUGUGCCCCCCUCCGGAGGAGAGCUACUCCCUGCACCGCAAGAUGGCCGGCACCUUCCUCCUCUGCGCCCGUCUCGCUGCCGCCGUGCCCUGCCGGGAGAUGUUCGAAGAGGCCUACAGCCAGUACACAGGCCGGGAGAGCCCUUCUAGGCUGGGCUGAGGGUGGUCCGGCUGCCUUGGCGCUCAGCCCAGGGACCAGCUGCUCCUCCCUGGAAGGAGUGAAGAGAAGAGGGUGGGUCUCCUCCCGCCCCCUCCCUGGGCCUGGAACCAGCCUUCCUCCCCCAGGGAACCCGGCUGCUGCGGGUGCAGGAAGGCUGCCUUCUCUCUGCUGCGUUUCUGUGGGGAGAGCACCGGCGGCGGCGGGGGGGGGGUGUCUGUUGGUUGCCCCACAGGGAAAAGGCAACUAACUCCUGGGCUGCGAAGGGAAAACAGCCUCUUGUGACUCAGGCUGGCCUUGGCUGUCAGAUGCUUGUCCAGGGGUCCAUUACGCCGCUUUGGAUAAACUGCUGCCCAGUCCCAUCACCUACAGCCAGCCACAUUCUGGAGGAGCUCUGCAGGAGUCCAGGCUGCCCUGCCAGAGGUGCCGAUGGCUCCCUUGCAGGAGUACCAGGGAGGGGCUGAGGCCUGGAAGGCCCCCAACUCACAGUGGGGGUGGGGGUGGAGCCGCCUUGCCUUGGGUGAGAGCCCUUCCCUUCCCUGCCUGCCAGUUUCUCUCUUUUGUGGGGCUCUACGUGGCCUCGGGGUUUGUGGAAGGCUGGCCAGGAGCCAGAGUAGAGAGAACUGGCCACCUCGGAGACUGUGGGUGAGCCUUCCUGCUCCUCUCUCCUUUGGGCCCCGGUUUUGAGUCUCGUGGAGAGCAGUGAGAAGCGGGGAGUAAUCUGACAUACCUGCCCCUUGGAGAGGGCGGCCUGGUUGGGCUGGGAGGCAGGUCCAGAGUGGCCCAGUUGCUUGUCAGGGGAAGGUGCCCACGCAGGUGCCUGGGAAGGCAGCUGCUCUCUGGGCCUGCAGGGUCUGGGCUGCUUCCUGCCCCGGGUGGGGAAGUAGGAGCUGACGGUCGAUUGGGGAGGGCCCAUGGCUCCCCUUGCCCCCCCCCCAGUCAGCCCCAGACUCCCAGCAGGGAGAGCGGCCUUCCGCCUGUCCGUGUGGCCAAUGUUCAGAGCCUGGGUCGGGCAGGCAGGCCCUUUGGGGGGGGGAGGGCCUCUCCAGGAGCUCCUGGCAGGUGCUGCCGGGUCCUUUUUAGGCCAAGGAGCCGGGUGGCAUUUGCCCGAUCCGGGCAAUCCAGUAAGGUGCCUUUGCUGCCUCCAAUUCUGCUGGAGAGCUGCUGCUCUUGCAAAGUGGUGCCCAGUUUGGCUCUUGCGGUCGAGGUCCGUCAGUUCUGUAACCUUUGAAAAGUCCAGUUCAGAACUGUAUAAAUAAAUAUAGAAGAAUUCA
Messenger RNA from Notechis scutatus (mainland tiger snake), 2860 nucleotides. It is a transcript of the gene COQ8B, whose product is annotated as coenzyme Q8B. NCBI's taxonomy places the organism in Eukaryota, Metazoa, Chordata, Lepidosauria, Squamata, Elapidae. The record is from RefSeq and is a predicted model, not a curated record. Gene Ontology annotation, biological process: ubiquinone biosynthetic process.